AUGGUUUCUCAAGACCAAAGUAAGUACUCUGGCUCCAAAAAAAAUGGAGGUAAGGAGCUUGGAAUGGUAACUCCUCAAGACAAGCCCUUGAAGAAGAUGAAGUUUGUUUCAUCUGCUGAGACAGAACCAAGCAGCACGACAACAAUUUCUGAGGAUUCAAAGUCAGGUCGAGGUAUGAGCACAAUGCCUCGUGUUGUGAAGAGAAAAUUGCAGAAAAUCAAGCCAGUUGUUGAAGUCCCACUUGUGGACAAGAAAUGGGCUGAAAUCCCCAAGGAUAUAAAGGAGCAGAUUUGGGAAGCCGUUGACAUGGCUUUUGUGGUAGGUCAAGGGGGCAAGACCUCGGUGUUAUCUUCUGCUGCCAAGAAAUGGAAGGAUUUCAAGUCUACACUGACGAGGCAUUAUAUCCUUCCAUACAUCAAGGAGAGGGAGAAAUUAAGCCAACCCCCUGAAGUAUAUAAAUUCAUAGAGAAAGCAGAAUGGGAUGCCUUUGUAGCUUCAAGGUUAUCCAAAGAAUUUGAGUCUGUGCAUUCUCAACAUUCACAGAUUAGGGAGAAACUUGAGUACAAUCAUCGAUUGUCUCGAAAAGGAUAUGCUGGUUUGGAGGAUCAAUUGGAGGAAACCAUGCCUGGGGUAGAAAUUGAUCGAUCUACCUUAUGGAAGAAAGCUAGACAGGACAAACAUGGUAACAUCCCAGAUCCAAAGGUGGCAGAGAAAGCAAAAUUAAUUGAUGAAUUGCAAAAACAAGUGGCUGAAGGCAGUCUGAGUUUAACUGGCAGUAAUGAUGUGUUGACCUUGGCUUUGGGUCCCGAGCAUCCAGGGAGAGUAAGAGGGGUAGGUGCUGGGAUUUCCCCUAGGCAAUUCUUCAAUUUACCUAGACCACAGAGGGUAAAGUUUGCUGAUCAAUUGAAGGAAAGUGUAAGAAUUGUCCUUCAAGAAGAGACUAAGAAGAUGGAAGCUAGAACCAAACAAUUAGUAGAGGCUGAGAGGGAACAUUUACUAAGUCAGCUUUCCCACCUCAUCCCCAAUUUUGAUCCAAGCAUGCUUAAACCGAAAACUAGCCCCUGUCAAAACCAAGGUCUACAGCAAAGUCCCAAAAAUCCAAUGUCUGAUAAAGCAAGUUGUUCUGGGGCUGAAGGGAGAUCCCUACAUUUAGAGGAUGAUACUGCCAGAAAUGGGGAACAGCAGGAAGAAACGAAAAAAGAUGAAGGCAAAAAGGAAGACACAAAUGAUGAAGAGAAGAAAGAAGAAAAACAAGAUGAAGAAAAGCAUGACGAGGAGGGUAAUGAAGUAGUUGAUUAUUCAAAUGUGGAGGUGCCAUCUUCCUUACAAUCCCUUUGUGGUUAUGUGGAAACUACACUAAAGCCACAGGGGAAGAUCAUGACCUUCAACAUUGAGAAGGAGGUGUUUGGUGCAGAUCGAAGUACCUUCGUCUUGCAUGAAGAUAUUACACAGUUUGCAGGCAUGGAAGAAAUUGGGGCUACUGUGGUUGCAGUAUAUAUGAGGUGCUUAUAUGAUCUUUUGAGAGAAGCAAAUAUGUGCAGCAUGGUUGGCUUUAUCGACCCUGCUCAAGUUAGUGCCAACGCUGGGUCACUAACUGACAGAUCACGAAUUGUAGCCAGUCGACUUCAGAAAACAGAUGGUGAACAGAUUUUCAUGAUGCCUUACAAUCCAGGCCGUCAUUGGGUCUUGCUGAUUGUGAGGGCAAAGAGGGAAACCGUCUAUUUUCUGGAUCCUCUGCCUGGAAAUCGUGUGGUUGAUGAGGAGGGCAAAAACAUCGUGAACAGUGCUUUAAAAAUUUAUAAUUCCCACAUAGGCAGACCAGGCCGUAAAGCACCAAUUUGGAAAACUCUGCCAGGCACACCAAAGCAACCCAGCAGUGUCGAAUGCGGGUAUUAUGUGAUGCGCUUCAUGAGGGACAUCAUCAUGGAUCCUUCCUUGGAGUUUGAGAAGAAGUUUGCCAAGGGAAAAGAUCAAGCGCCAUACCCCCAAGCAGCCAUUGAUGAAGUCAGGAAAGAAUGGGCAGAGUUUGUUUGCCUUCAUAUGGAUUAG
Messenger RNA from Prunus armeniaca (apricot), 2049 nucleotides. The record is from the annotation of a GenBank genome assembly. NCBI's taxonomy places the organism in Eukaryota, Viridiplantae, Streptophyta, Magnoliopsida, Rosales, Rosaceae.